AUGAGUCAUAAUAAUAAUGAUUAUGGAUAUGAUCAUUUAGGUUAUGCUCAUCCUUAUUUUAGUAAUAAUGCUCAACAACAACAACCAACACAGGAUGUUCAAUCCACUGCACCAACUAGUGUUGUAUUUAGACCUGAUAAACAACAACCACCACAAUCAUAUACUGUAACAUCACCUAUUAAUAAUAAUAAUAAUAGUUAUGGAAUGAGUCAUGAUCAUCACGAUCACCAUGGUCAUUCACAUAAUCAUCAUCACGACGACGACGACCACCAUGAUCACGAUCACGAUCAUCAUGGACACUCUCAUGACUACCACGAUCACGAUCAUCAUGGUCACUCACACAACACUAGUAACAACAUUAAUAAUUCCGGUGGUAGUUUCUUUGCCUCUAUGCCAUCACACUACAAUAACAACAACAACAGUAAUAGUAUCGGACAUUUCAAUACGGUGUCGCCGAUGAUGUCAGGUGCAUCGUUUAGCGGCUACCAACAACCACAGAUUCUCAAUACAUUCGAUAGUAAGCUGACAUUUGGACAUCUAUGGAAUAACUUGAUGAGAGACAACGAUGCCAAGAAGCUUGCUCUCUGGAUCGUAGUCAUGCUUUGUUUUACUCUGUUUGAAAUAUUCUAUGGUGCACUUUUAGAGAGUUUGGGUUUGGUUUCCGAUGGAUUCCACGCACUCUUUGACUGCAUCGGAUUUAUUAUUAGUCUAACUUCUAUUCUGGUCGGAAAGAAAGGUUCGAAUCGUGAAUUCACCUAUGGUUAUGACCGUUGGGAGAUUCUAGGUGUAUUCUCAAACAGUUGUUUCCUCCUAUUCGUCUCUUUUUUCCUCUUCUUGGAAUCCGUUGAACGUGUAUUAGAACCACCUCAUAUUCAUGAAAAACAUUCAUCUUCGUCGGUAUUCAGUGAUAAAGGUAGAGCGAGACAAGAAAACUUUAUGACCAUUACAUCACACAUUUUGGCUGACAGUUGCACAAGUGUUGGUGUCAUUUUCUCCACUUUGGUAGGAAGUACUUUGGGUAUCGAAAUAUCGGAUUCUUUAAUUUCAUUUAUUAUUGCAAUCAUUAUUGUCUACGAUGUAUUACCGAUCUCUAUUAGAACAGGAAAGGUAUUGUUACAGACCACUCCAGAGUUGGUAACACCACAAAUCAUUUCGGCAUGCAGAGAAUCACAAGCCAUCGACGGAGUGCUAUCGUUGAGUGAUAAACAUUUCUGGACUCAUUCACAUGGUAAUUUCAUUGGUAGUCUGGUAGUAAAAGUUAGAGAGGAUGCCGAUGAACAACAAAUCCUAAAGAGUAUAAGAGAUAAUUUCCAAUUUAUAAAUAAUAUGACAAUUCAAAUUGAUAAAGAACAUAGCCAUGGCCAUGGUCAUGCUCAUAGUCAUAAACAAAAGCACCAUGAUCAUGAUGAUCACCACGACCACGAUCACCACGACCAUGAUGAUCACCAUGACCACGACCACCACGACCAUGAUAAUCAUGACCAUGAUCACGAUCACCACGGUCACUCACACGAUCAUCACGAUGACCACCACGGUCAUUCACAUGAUCAUCACGAUGAUCACCACCAUGGUCACUCACAUGAUCAUUAA
Molecule: messenger RNA, 1590 nt
Organism: Heterostelium album PN500
Lineage: Eukaryota; Evosea; Eumycetozoa; Acytosteliales; Acytosteliaceae
Product: putative zinc transporter
Exons: 4
Coding region: 1-1590 (529 amino acids)
Biological process (GO): zinc ion transport; transmembrane transport; intracellular zinc ion homeostasis
Cellular component (GO): Golgi apparatus; membrane
Molecular function (GO): zinc ion transmembrane transporter activity
Source: RefSeq, a predicted model, not a curated record